This is a messenger RNA of Musa acuminata AAA Group (dessert banana), 1774 nucleotides long. RefSeq names its product probable protein phosphatase 2C 11. The transcript has 10 exons. NCBI's taxonomy places the organism in Eukaryota, Viridiplantae, Streptophyta, Magnoliopsida, Zingiberales, Musaceae. Gene Ontology annotation, biological process: protein dephosphorylation. Gene Ontology annotation, molecular function: cation binding; protein serine/threonine phosphatase activity. The coding region runs from base 669 to 1628 and encodes 319 amino acids. The record is from RefSeq and is a predicted model, not a curated record.
CAGCCCAAAAACCGAGAAGUUUUCUGAAGAUGGUGGGAAUCCCAGGCUUAGGUUUGGAUUGUCAUCUAUGCAAGGUUGGCGUGCAAGUAUGGAAGAUGCGCACUUGAAGCACUGAAUGUCUAGGUGUUGCUGUUAUUAUGGUCCAACACAGGUUGGAAAUUUUUUUGUUAUUUUUUUGUAUAUUGCUGAUCGUAUGGAAAUUGGUUUAUUACCUGGAAAUGCCGGUACCAUACCAAUCUGGUAAGUUUCAGUAGUCAGUAUAAGAUUGAUAUUUAAUACCUUGCUUUCUGUUUAAUCCCUCCUUGAAACUACAUGAAUGUGGUUGAGUCAACAUUAAAUUGUGCUUAAUUAUCUAUAGUAAAAAUGCAAAAUAACUCGAAUCUCCAUGAACUUGAGAAGGAAAAGGAUCUGGAGCUAGCUCAGCUGUUUGUAUUCAAGCAAAAGGCUAAUAAUGUUGUGUCUUGUUAUUAAUUGAAUAACUCUUGUUCAUAUGGCGCAUUUGGCAUUAACGGAGUGGAUAUUUUUACCAUUUAUAAAUUUUAGUCUUUGCUGAUCCACGUUCUGUUUGCUUUCCAUGCCUUAUUGGCUUACACAGGCAACUUGCCACCUUAUUAUAAUAUCUUGUCACUUGAUUCAUUUGGCCAUGUGUUUGCAUUUACCUAUAUACCAUGUGUGAGACAUCAAUUUCUGUUAUCAUAUUCUAUGUUUCACACUUAUUUCUCACAUUGCAAUCCCAGCAUGCUGCUCUGCCAGAUCUCGACAAUUGUACAUCAUUCUUUGGUGUUUAUGAUGGCCAUGGAGGAAAAGUAGUUUCCAAAUUCUGUGCAAAAUACCUACACUCUCAGGUUCUCAAGCAUGAGCUUCAUUUGGGUGGUGAUUUAGCUGCUUCAGUACGAAAAGCAUUUUUUAGAAUGGAUGAGAUGAUGCGAGGACAGAGAGGGUGGAGGGAGUUAGCUAUAUUGGGGGACAAGAUGGACAAAUUCACUGGCUUAAUUGAAGGCUUGAUAUGGUCCCCAAGAGGUGGUUAUUCUAAUGAACAUGCAGAUGAAUGGGCCUACGAGGAGGGACCACAUUCUGAUUUCACUGGACCAACAUCUGGAAGCACAGCUUGUGUGGCAGUUAUUAGAAACAACCAACUCAUUGUUGCAAAUGCUGGCGAUUCUCGUUGUGUUCUGUCUAGGAAGGGUCAGGCGAUCAGUUUGUCAACAGAUCAUAAACCAGAUCUUGAUGAGGAGAGGGAAAGGAUUCUAAAAGCAGGAGGCUUUAUCCAUGCAGGGCGAGUAAAUGGAAGCUUGAACCUGGCUAGAGCAAUUGGUGAUAUGGAAUUCAAGCAAAACAAGUUCUUGCCUGCUGAAAAGCAAAUUCUGACAUGUAAUCCAGACAUAAAAAUUGUGGAGCUGUGUGAUGAUGAUGACUUCCUCAUUCUAGCAUGUGAUGGAGUCUGGGAUUGCAUGUCAAACCAGCAACUGGUGGAUUUCAUCAAUGAACAGACAGAAACUGAGAGCAGCCUGUCAACAGUAUGCGAAAGAGUACUGGAUCGGUGUUUGGCACCAAACACUAUCAGUGGAGAGGGAUGCGACAACAUGACGAUGAUACUGGUGCAGUUCAAGAAGCCUCAAAUCCAGUGAUACUGAUCCAUAGCACGUGAUCAUGCUACGGUGAGCCAGGGGUGUCUCGGUGGUCUUCUAUCCUGUGUAGAUCUGAAAGUGCAGUGUACAUAACCAAUAUGACCCCUUCAAAGUUAUAAUAGCUUAGAGGCCUGGAUUCGUCAUCA